This is a messenger RNA of Amaranthus tricolor (Joseph's coat), 2663 nucleotides long. RefSeq names its product acyl-CoA-binding domain-containing protein 4-like. The record is from RefSeq and is a predicted model, not a curated record. NCBI's taxonomy places the organism in Eukaryota, Viridiplantae, Streptophyta, Magnoliopsida, Caryophyllales, Amaranthaceae. Gene Ontology annotation, biological process: lipid transport. The transcript has 19 exons. The coding region runs from base 252 to 2249 and encodes 665 amino acids. Gene Ontology annotation, cellular component: cytosol. Gene Ontology annotation, molecular function: fatty-acyl-CoA binding; protein binding.
CAGUUGGAAAGGGGAGAGUUGAUUAAAGUGUAAACCGACAAGUUGCAUACAAAAAAGAGCUACAACACUCUUCUCUCCAUUCUCCAAACUCCAAACGAUCAAACGCGUCUGUUAUUACCAAACACGCCCUUCUCUAUCCCUCUCUCUUCUGCACAAUUUCAUUUCUUCUCUUUCACUCUUCAACGUUUUCUCAAUUCUUCUCCUCCAUUACCAUUCUUCACUGCGAUCUCCAACCAAUUAGCAUUUCAACAAUGGCGAGGGCUACCACUGGCCCCGCAUAUCCUGAAAGAUUUUUCGCUGCUGCUUCUUACGUUGGUUUUGCCGGAUCUCCCGAUUCUGCUAACUCUAACACUGUCGUUCCCAAGUUCAACAAUGAAGUCUCUCUUUUGCUCUAUGCUCUCUAUCAACAGGCUACUGUUGGACCAUGUAAUAUUCCAAAACCAAGUUCUUGGAGUCCUGUUGAGCAAAGCAAAUGGAAAAGUUGGAGUGGCCUAGGAAACAUGGUUCCUACAGAAGCUAUGCGAUUGUUUGUGAAGAUUUUAGAGGAAGAGGACCCAGGAUGGUAUUCAAGAGCUGAUGUGGUAUCAGACGCUGUUGUUGACGUACAAAUGAAUCAUAAUUCAAAGAUUGAGGAUGUUGUUGCGAAUGGCAAUGAUUUUCCACAGACAAAGACAGUUUCCUCAGAGAAUGGAAGAGUUGUGGAAUCUCAGGAUAAGGAUGUUGUUUCUGAGGGUUCUGGUUCAAUUAGUGUCUAUGACCAAUGGGUAGCACCUCCUGUUUCCGGUCAACGACCUAAACCUCGAUAUGAGCAUGGAGCAGCUGUGAUAGGGGAGAAGAUGUAUGUGUAUGGUGGAAAUCACAAUGGUCGUUAUCUAAAUGAUCUUCAGGUUUUAGAUCUGAGAUCCUGUACCUGGUCCAGAGUUGAGGUCAAAACAGGGGCUGAAACAUCCGGGGAAACUACUAUAUCAUCUAUUCCUUGUGCGGGUCAUACGCUGGUACCUUGGGGAAACAAGCUUCUUUCAGUUGCUGGGCACACAAAGGAUCCUUUGGAGACAAUUCAAGUGAGGACUUUUGAUAUACAAACAUCUACUUGGUCAAUCCUGAAGACAUAUGGAAAGCCACCGGUAUCACGUGGGGGUCAUUCAGUUACCCUUGUGGGCUCCAGCUUAGUAAUUUUUGGUGGUCAAAAUGCAAACAGAACUCUUCUAAAUGAUCUUCAUCUUCUUGACUUGGAAACCAUGACAUGGGAUGAAUUUGAUGCUGUGGGUGUGCCUCCUUCUCCAAGGUCUGAUCAUGCUGCUGCAGUACAUGCAGAACGUUAUCUUCUAAUUUUUGGUGGUGGUUCUCAUGCUGCUUGCUUCAAUGAUUUGCAUGUUCUUGAUUUGCAAGCUAUGGAAUGGUCAAGACCCACCCAACAAGGUGAUAUACCCACUCCGCGUGCUGGACAUGCAGGCGUCACUAUUGGAGAAAAUUGGUUUAUCACUGGAGGCGGUGAUAAUAAAAGUGGAGCCUCUGAGACCGUUGUUCUUAAUAUGUCAACGCUUGCCUGGUCUGUUGUUACUUCAGUGCAAGGACGGUCUUCACUUGCCAGUGAGGGUUUAAGUUUGGUUGUUGGCUCAUACAAUGGGGAAGAUACUCUUGUUGCUUUUGGAGGUUAUAAUGGCCGUUACAACAAUGAGGUUAACGUUCUCAAACCUAGCCACAAAUCCACCUUGCAAACAAAGAUGGUGGAAACACUUGUACCUGACAGCGUGUCUGCUGUGAAUAAUGCUACAAAUGCAUCUGAAGUGGAUGCUAGGAAAGAUGGAAGAAUUAUGGAAAUUGUAAUGGACAAUAUUGAUGAGGAGAAAGUUAAAAGCAAGGAAGGGGGAGAACAUUCUCUAACAGCGCUUAAAAAAGAAAAUGAAAAGCUAGAAUCUGAAUUAAGUCAAGAAAAAUUGCAGAAUCAGCAGUUGAAGCAAGAAAUAGUAGAAGCAGAAAAUCGAAAUGCAGAUCUUGUAAAGGAGCUCCAAUCUGUACGUGGUCAGCUUGCUGCAGAACAAUCUAGAUGUUUCAAGCUUGAGGUGGAUGUUGCUGAAUUGCGGCAAAAGCUACAAACAAUGGAGCAAUUAGAGAAAGAAUUAGAACUUUUGCGCAGACAGAAGGCAGCCUCUGAACAAGCUGCUUUAAACGCAAAGCAGAAGCAGGGUUCAGGUGGUGUAUGGGGUUGGCUUGCAGGGACCCCAACUUCUAAAGAGGACAAUGCCUGAUGAUUCUAAAAGAGGGAAUAUUGCUAGCUUUCUUUGUGAUUGAUUCCAUUUCUUAGUGAAUUUCAGUUUUGUUUUGCGUAUUUUACAAAAUUUUUUGAUCCUAAAAUUUUACGAAAAAAUGUUCCUAGUUCAAAAUCGAGACAUGCAGAGGAAUACAAAUUGGAAGUUAUGUAUAAAAUAGCCAAAUAGUCCAUUUGGGCUCAUUAUGUGCAGCUUGUAGUAUUUAAUCUGAUUCUCUCAAUGAGAGGGUAUGUAUUUUUGUGAGAGAUUUUUUUUUUUUUCCAAAUGUGGAUACGGCAGUGAAAGUUCGUUUCCUUUAUCAAUUACGAUAUACGAGUACUUAUUUAGAGCAUUGAAUAAUAUUAUCAAAGAUGAAUUGGGUUAAAUGGGUUCAAGGUAAUAAAUGUGUUUUGG